This is a messenger RNA of Parnassius apollo (apollo), 699 nucleotides long. NCBI's taxonomy places the organism in Eukaryota, Metazoa, Arthropoda, Insecta, Lepidoptera, Papilionidae. The record is from the annotation of a GenBank genome assembly.
AUGAAAUCAUUAAUCAAAACGGAGAUUGUUACAGCCAUUGAUCAAGUCAAAAUUGAAUUUACCGAGAUUACAGACUUUCUACAUCAAGGGCAAAAAGAACUCAAGUCAAAUAUUGAAUCUGCUGAAAUAAAAGUUCAGGCACUAGAAAAAAUUAAUGCCGAUCUAACACACAAAAUGAGUGUACUGCAUCGUCGUUUGGAAUCCAUGGAAAAAAUUUCCCGCAGUCACAACGUGGAGAUUCAAGCAGACCCCGAAAAACGGAAUGAGAAUAUUUUGACGCCUGUGAAAAAUAUUUACUCUAGAGUAAAACUACCAACGACAGACGCUGAAAUUAGUAUGUGUCGAACGGGUGCUAAAUUGCCGACCACAUCAGCUCAACGCCCGCGUAAUAUUUUGCUUUCGCUGCUUUCCAUUCGGUAUCGUGAUAAUCUUCUCUCAGCGGCCAAACGUUAUAAUAAGGCUAACCCUGGCAACACAUUAAGCUCUGUACAUUUAGGAAUUCAAGGGGACAGAUACCCAAUUUACGUUUCCGAACAUCUCUCUUCAGAAACCAAGGAGCUUUUUGCUUUGACACGGGCUAAUGCUCGUGGAAAAUAUAAAUACGUGUGGGUCAAAUUCGGCAAUCUAUAUCUGAGAAAAGAUGAUAAUUCUUCAGCAGUACAUAUUAAAAACAAAGAUUGCUUGGCUAAAAUUAGUUAA